AUGGCCUGGAGAGGCAAUUUGGAUAGGCUCCCUACGAGAACUAAUUUAAGAAGUAGAAAUGUGGAGAUAACCUCGGUUCUAUGCCCUUUCUGCGACGAUUUCGAGGAAACGGUUGAUCACUUAUUCACUGCAUGCUCGGUGGCUAUGCGGGUGUGGGCGGCUUUCAGCGUUUGGUGCAACAUCCCGCCUUUGUUCUUUUUUGAGUUCAAAGACAUUUUAGACAUCCACAAGGUCAUUAAGAGGGGUAAGAAGGCGGAUAAGAUCAUUUACGGGCUGGGGAUUAUUACUUGCUGGUGCAUAUGGAAAGGGAGAAAUGAUGUGGUUUUUAAUCAGAUUAAAAGGAGUUCGCAGGAUAUCAUAGGGGAAAUAAAGUCGAGAGGGUUUUCUUGGGUUAAAAAUAGAUCCUCUUGUAAAUAUAUUAGUUGGGCAGACUGGUGUAAAUACCCUAUGUACAUGUUGUAA
Helianthus annuus (common sunflower) is the source of this 462-nucleotide messenger RNA. RefSeq lists its product as uncharacterized. Lineage: Eukaryota; Viridiplantae; Streptophyta; Magnoliopsida; Asterales; Asteraceae. The record is from RefSeq and is a predicted model, not a curated record. The transcript has a single exon. The coding region runs from base 1 to 462 and encodes 153 amino acids.